UCCCAACGCUGCCCAGAGCAGAGAGAGGAAAAAAGAACUGAGAAGUCAGACAGAGAACAAGAAACUGAGAGUACUGAGCUAAAAUGAACCUUCUUCCUAGCUUUUCCAUUGAGACCUGGGCUCUCCUGAUUGCACUGCUGUUUCUCCUGAUACUAUAUGGGAUCUGGCCAUUUGGUUUUUUCAAGAAAUUGGGCAUCCCUGGGCCAAAGCCACUGCCUUUCUUUGGAACUGCCUUGGAGUAUCGUAAAGGUUUCCUGGUGUUUGACUACACGUGCUAUGAGAAAUAUGGGAAAAUCUGGGGGUUUUAUGAUGGCAGGCAACCUGUGCUGGCUGUCACAGAUUCUACAGUAAUUAAAACUGUGCUGGUGAAAGAGUGCUUCACUACCUUUACCAACCGGCGGAAUUUAGGUCUCGUGGGAGAGCUGGAGUCGGCUGUCUCCCUAGCUGAGGAUGAGAAGUGGAAGAGGAUUCGCACUGUGCUCUCCCCAACCUUCACCAGUGGGAAGCUAAAGGAGAUGUUUCCCAUUAUCAAGCAUUACGGGGAGGUUUUGGUGAGAAAUGUUCAGAAGAAAGCAGAAAAGGAUGAGCCCGUGGCCGUUAAGGACAUCUUUGGAGCCUAUAGCAUGGAUGUUGUCACUAGCACUUCCUUCGGUGUGAACAUUGACUCCAUGAACAACCCCAAAGAUCCUUUUGUCAAGGAAAUCAAGAAGCUAGUGAAGUUUAACUUUUUUGACCCACUCUUCAUUUUGAUAUUUGUAUGCCCAUUUCUCAUUCCCCUUCUUAAGAAGAUGAAUGUGAAUUUUUUCCCCAAAGAUGCCAUAAAAUUCUUCACAACGUCGAUCGCCAAAAUAAAGGAGGACCGUGAAAAAGAGGCCAAAGGGGGCAGAGUGGAUUUCCUGCAGCUGAUGAUCGAAUCCCAGAACUCUAACACUAGCCAUGAAAGCAAUGGAGUGACUCACACAUAUAAAGGCCUGACUGAUACUGAGAUCUUGGCACAAGCAUUUAUCUUCAUUUUUGCUGGAUAUGAACCCACCAGCAACUCCCUUGGCUACCUGGCUUACGAACUGGCCACCCACCCUGAUGUGCAGCAAAAGCUGCAGGAAGAGAUAGACUCAGUUUUACCAAACAAGGCUCCUCUUACCUACAAUGCCCUGAUGCAGAUGGAGUAUCUCGACAUGUCAGUGAAUGAAAUCCUUAGGCUGUUUCCUCUUGGAGGACGACUUGAAAGGGUCUGCAAGAAAGACGUAGAGAUAAAUGGACUGACCAUUCCAAAAGACACCGUGGUUAUGAUACCACCCUCUGUUCUGCACCGUAUCCCAGAAUACUGGCCAGAACCAGAGGAGUUCAGACCAGAAAGGUUCAGUAAAGAGAACAAAGAAAUGAUGGAUCCUUAUGUGUACCUGCCCUUUGGAGCUGGACCCAGAAACUGCAUUGGAAUGAGGUUUGCUCUCCUCUCCAUGAAAGUUGCUAUCGCCAGUCUGCUGCAGAAUUUCACCUUCAGACCCUGCAAAGAAACCCAGAUCCCGCUCAAGCUGAAUUCCCAGGGAUUCAUACUACCAGAGAAACCUAUUGUUCUGAAGUUAGUCCCCAGAGCUUAUACCUCACACCCAGAGGAGUAAGACCCAACAGAGUUCACAGCAGCUUUCCAGAGUACCAGCAGAGGCUUUACACAUCAUUGGGUCUCUGCAACAGACGCAGAAGAAGAGCUUCCAUUCAUUCCAAAGGCAUUUACUAAAUGUCUACAGAAAAAUAUGACUGUCAGAAAUGUAAACUGAGUCACUGGGCAGUGAUUGUAAAUUGCUUUAAUACCAUCAGAUUUAGAGAAUGUAUAUAAAGGAAAAAUUCUACUGAGGCACGA
Messenger RNA from Mauremys reevesii (Reeves's turtle), 1858 nucleotides. Its product is annotated as cytochrome P450 3A9-like. The transcript is spliced from 13 exons. The record is from RefSeq and is a predicted model, not a curated record. The coding region runs from base 84 to 1619 and encodes 511 amino acids. NCBI's taxonomy places the organism in Eukaryota, Metazoa, Chordata, Testudines, Geoemydidae. Gene Ontology annotation, biological process: steroid metabolic process; oxidative demethylation. Gene Ontology annotation, molecular function: oxidoreductase activity, acting on paired donors, with incorporation or reduction of molecular oxygen, reduced flavin or flavoprotein as one donor, and incorporation of one atom of oxygen; heme binding; iron ion binding.